This is a messenger RNA of Dendrobium catenatum, 687 nucleotides long. RefSeq names its product multiple organellar RNA editing factor 2, chloroplastic-like. The transcript is spliced from 4 exons. Bases 1 to 687 code for a protein of 228 amino acids. Gene Ontology annotation, biological process: mitochondrial mRNA modification; cytidine to uridine editing. NCBI's taxonomy places the organism in Eukaryota, Viridiplantae, Streptophyta, Magnoliopsida, Asparagales, Orchidaceae. The record is from RefSeq and is a predicted model, not a curated record. Gene Ontology annotation, cellular component: mitochondrion.
AUGGCUGCCUCUGCUUUCGCCGGUCGGUCUUUCCGCUCAACACUAAACAGAGUUCUCUCGAAACGCUUAUUCCACUACCCGGUUCCCUCUUCCCGGCAUCCCAUCCGUCUUGUUUCUCCCCUGGUCGGUGAUGUCGAUGUCAUACGCCGUCGUCCGAUGCCUUACGCUGCCGUACGACUGGCAGCUGGAGCCGGAGGUGGCGGUGGCUCACCGAUCAACUCGGGUUUUGGUGGUGGAUGCAGUGGUAACCCACCAACUGAGAAGGGUCCUCUGUUCUCUGGAUGCGAUUAUGAGCAUUGGUUCAUCGUUAUGGAUAAUUUAGGCUUGGAGAACGCCACCAAGGAGCAAUUGAUCGAUUGCUUCAUCAAAACCCUAGCAAAGGUCGUUGGAAGCGAGGAGGAAGCAACAAAGAAAAUCUACAGUGUCUCGUUCCGACGCUUCUUUUGCUUCGGGUGUGAGAUUGACGAGGAAACAUCUGAUAAGCUUGUAGGACUUCCCGGAGUUUUUUUUGUGCUCCCAGAUUCUUAUGUUGAUGCUGAAAACCAGGACUAUGGAGGUGAGUUGUUUGUGAAUGGACAAAUUGUGAAGAGGUCUCCUGAGCGGCAGGAAGCGUUGAGCCAGCGCCUACAGAGAGCUCAAAACAGGCCCACAUAUGACAAACCCCGGUACACAAGCAAGGAGGGAUAA